Rattus norvegicus (Norway rat) is the source of this 1410-nucleotide messenger RNA. It is a transcript of the gene Il3ra, whose product is annotated as interleukin 3 receptor subunit alpha. Lineage: Eukaryota; Metazoa; Chordata; Mammalia; Rodentia; Muridae. The record is from RefSeq and is a predicted model, not a curated record. Gene Ontology annotation, biological process: cellular response to interleukin-3. Gene Ontology annotation, molecular function: cytokine receptor activity; interleukin-3 receptor activity. Gene Ontology annotation, cellular component: plasma membrane; membrane.
GCCUGCGGAGUCACAGGGUCGCGGCUAGACCUGGGCUUUGAGGUCUGUGGACUCUGCUGGGGUCGGCAGAGAGCGAGCGAGGUCCGUGCGUGGAUUUGGGGUCCGGGAUCAGGCGGUGGUCACUCUGUGUCUCAGGGAACACUGAGAGCAGGAACGGAAGAUAACAAUACGUUCGGAUCCGGUUCCCACGGCCAUCAUGGCUGCCGGAGUGUGGCUGCUGCUGUCGGUUACUAUGUUCGAGGCGAUGUCAGAACGGGGAGUCCAUAUGGAGGCCCCACCUCUGACACCGCCCAUCAGGAACCUAAGCAUCGACCCCGCCCAGCGCAGGCUGACGUGGGAGUGGGGCGGGGGCGGGACCAGGGCAGAGGGCGGGGCCUUGGGUCCCAGGUUCCUGUGCAGAAAGGAGGGGCGGGACCCUGUGCGGGCGGACCCUGCAGGUCAUUCCUGCUCCUUCCCUGCCCUUUCCCACUGUCACGUAACCAACUUCACUGUCUUCCCCGAGGGGCAAGAGAAGGAUGCGGCCCACCUGUGCUUCCAGCCCCGUGACCCCAACAGGGCGGCUGCCGCCCGCAACCUGCACUGCUGGGUGCACGACGUGGAUUGGCUGAGUUGCCGCUGGGGUCGGGGCCCUGGGGCAACACGGGAUGUGCGAUACAGAAUGUUCCUGCGAGAUGCAAGGCACAGCCCAGACCACGACCGUGAGUGCCCGAGGUACGAGGUUGACUCCCAAGGGUCGCGCGUGGGCUGUGCGGUGGGUGAGGCUGGGACCCUGGCCUCCCUCAUCACAGUGACGGUGAACGGCAGUGGUGGCGCCCAUGGGGUCCACGCGCCCGUGUCUUGUACCGACGCGGAUAUCGACAUGGCUGCCGUGGAGGUCCUGGCCCCGCCCGUGCUGACAGCUGAAUGCGAAAGCACCGGGGCCCGUGUGAGGUGGGCGCCGCAGAGCCGGUUCCAGACGGCCUUCGUGUUCACUCUGCAGAUCAACCAGAGUUCACAGACAGAGCCAAAGCUUGAGAUGGUAUAUGAGACAGAAUUCAAGGUCCCGACCCUGGACACGGUUUCUGUGCGUGUCAAGGCCACAGCCCUGGACUCGGGCGUGGAGAGCGACUGGAGCAAGGCCUGGAGCCUGGACUGUGGCCCCACAGCGACUCUGGCAACCCCGAUGACAUCGCUGCUCCUGGCGGGGGCGGGCGCGGUGCUCACAGUGAUGGCUGUGCUGCUGCUGUGCUGGAGGAAGUCGCUGCUGAGCCGCCUGUUCCCACCCAUCCCAAGGAUGAGAGUCCUACCUGGGCCAGAGAUGGUUGCAUGGGUCGAGGCACCUGAGAACUGCGAGGUGACGCUGGUGACAGACAACUGAGCCCUGCCCCCAGCACGGACCCCAAUAAACCAACCCCUUGCCACUCUGAGAAA